Molecule: messenger RNA, 2075 nt
Organism: Chara braunii
Lineage: Eukaryota; Viridiplantae; Streptophyta; Charophyceae; Charales; Characeae
Source: the annotation of a GenBank genome assembly
AGGUUGUUUAUUACAUGAACUAGCCCAAAAAAGACAAGUGACCCCACUGCAGCUCGGUGGCGGCAUGGCAUGAUGGAGUACGUCAGAACUCUGUCUGUCAGCCUGUCCGUCCGUCAUGAGCUGUCUGUCUGCAUGUGGCCACCAUGCAGGCAGGAAAGCAUGAUCAUGCGAUCCUGUACCUGGUCGCUCUCCAUUUGAACUUGAAGCGUGCCGGCAUGACUUCCUUCGUGAUGGCACGCUAGAUGCAUUGCAUGUGACCUAGGGGCUCCAUAAGACACCACAAAAUAUAAUCUAAAAAUAUGGACAAGUGGGACAGUAAAUCAGGAGGAAAGGGGAGAGCAAAAGAUAUCAUGGAAGGAAGGUGCAGAUGCAGCUCAGGGGAGCGGCUGCGGCGGCGGACUUGGUGCUCAUCAUCUCACUGAGAAGGCAAGAUGAAAAUGUGGCGGGUGCAUCUGGCCAUCUUACAGCAGCCUGAGGAUGUUCGUUCUCAUUUUGCACACUUCGAGAGUGGUGUGGCAAUGCCCAUCAUCUCAUUGAGAGUGGUGUGUCUUAAAGAAAGAUCCCUGCAGUGUGUUUGUAGCAUGAUUGCCCGCUGUCUUAUGGCCAGCUUUCAGUCUGUCAGUGGGCCAGAGGAGAGGGGGGCGGGGGGGGUUCAGUUAGACCAUAAGGGCCUGGCCACACCACUGUCGAAAUGAAAACAGAAGGAAUGCAUCUGCCGCAGAAAGUGGUAAGAUGCAUCCAUUGCUAUUCAUAGUAAUGGAUGCAUCUUGUCCUCCUCCGCGGGAAGGUGCAUUCGUUCGUUUUUCAUUUCGACGGUGUUGUGGCGAGGCCCUCACAGUCUUCCCUUUUUGGGCUUAUUGAGGCCAAACUUUAAGUGGCUGGUACUACCGCAAGUACAUCCAUUGCCCCACAGCUGCAGGCCGUCCAGUACGUUCAGCGUGCGGACUGCAGAGGUGUGGCAUACCGCUGCAUUCUGGAUUGUAAUCAAUGCGUGAGGCUUCACAUGUCACAGUGAACUCAUUCUGUAGACAGUGUCAUGCAGUAGACUAAGUGGUCUCAGAACAAAUGUUAUAUUAUAGCUUCAGGUGUACUAGAUAACGAAUAAAUCCCUCUGGAAUUGUCUUGCAGUGUGCUCCCACCUCUCUCCUCCUCCUCUUCCUCCUCCUCCUCCUCCUCCUCGUCCUCCUCCUCCUCCGACUCCUCCGACUCCUCAGACUCCUCCUCCGGCUCGUCCUCCAACUCCUCCGACUCCUCUGACUCCUACGACUCCUUGGCUGCUUCUUUAUAAUUGCUCCCUUAGUAUUAUCAGCAAACCAAAUCAUUAGGUGGGAGUAUAGCAGUCGACUCCAGAUCAAGGGUGUCUGAGAGUGGAUCGCACAUCAGGACUACUGCCUAUUAAUCUUUCCGAUGUAUUCAAAAAUUGUCAGACGGACGGCAGAACUGUUGCAACAGUUGCUGUUAUUAUACAUAAUGUAUUGCUGGUCAUGACAAAUUAAAUGUGCAGAUAGUAGACUGAGAUAGUCCUCUCAGGAUGUCACACAAGUCAGUGGCAGGCUGGCAGUGGGAUGUCAUGUUGACACUGCAGACUUCUUGCGAUUGGAGGCGACAGACUAUCGAGAAUGCAACCGGUGAAGACUACUUAUUAGGAAUGAGAGGGACAACCUAGAACUGAUGAAACUGCCAGUUGGAGGAAGUGGAACGAGUUCAAGAGGAUGGCCAGAGUCACACUGCAAGCUUGGAGGAAGCGCACUGGACGUUUCCACCUGCUGCCCGUGUGAAUACGUCUACACCAUAGUUGUGUCCCUUUAGUGAAGGUGUUUAUCUCGCCUGCUAGCAUCCAAGUGCCCUAAGUUAUUCAAGAUGGACUGUGUCAUGCACUGCGCGAUGACACCUUUCAGCAGAUGAUAUCAUAUGUGGCAAGUGUGUAUGUGUGCAGGUGUGCAUUAUUGUGUGUGGUGUGUGUGUGUGUGUGUGUGUGUGUGUGUGUGUGUGUGUGUGUGUGUGUGUGUGUGUGUGUGUGUGUGUGUGUGUGAUGCAUACCCAGUAUAAGUCCGAGGCAAUGCAAACUUUUGAAG